AUGUACCAGCGCAACUACACACUGGCCAUUGCAAACUACACCACUAUUCUCAACGGUGAAGUCCUCUCAAUGUUCGACACAGAAAAGAAGUCAUACCAACCCACACACCUUGCUGUUUUGUUUGAAGUGAUGAAGCGAGUGAGGCCGAAGAUAGCCUUCUCCGAUGUGCUGAGUUGUGUGUACCGCUGGCUCCUCUCCUACGCCAUGGUCGUGCAAG
Sphaeroforma arctica JP610 is the source of this 217-nucleotide messenger RNA. RefSeq lists its product as hypothetical. Lineage: Eukaryota; Ichthyosporea; Ichthyophonida. The transcript has a single exon. The record is from RefSeq and is a predicted model, not a curated record. The annotation marks the transcript as partial.